AGAGAGAGAGAGCGAAAGAGAGAGAUCUGCCGCGAAAGGGGCACGAGGUCCCGCUAUCGAUAAAUGAUCACCACUAAUCGAUGCCGACAGCGGGAGCGAACCGCGUGUACAAGAAUGAGAGAGGAGGAGGAAGAUGAGAACAGGACGAAGAGCAGGGGGAGGAGGCUUUCUGGAAAGAGCCGCAUCUCGGGCCCCACGCGCUCCGGGCGCGCGCUCCCACCCCCGUCCUCCCCAUCCCGUUUAUAGCGACUUGCAGAGACGCGGCGGAUGCUGCGCGUGCGGCUCCAGCAUCGAUCCGCUCUCCGAUCCGAUCGCUUCCGCUCGGUCCAUCAUAGCGCUCGGCUUCUCCGGACCGCUGUCCCGAUUCGGAGCUGCGCGGGAACGCGCUCGGCUCGCGGAACCGCUCGUGUCGCGGGUCUGCUCGGCGGGGAGCCGCACCGCGGAGCCCAUGGACGGGGGGGGCGCGCUGGAGAAGCCGGAGGACGGCGGCUCGGGGUGCGAGCUGGACCCGGUCACGGGCAGCAUCCCCGCCACCAAGGUGGAAAUCACCGUGUCCUGCAGGAACCUCUUAGAUAAAGACACUUUCUCAAAGUCCGACCCAAUCUGCAUCCUCUACACCCAGGAAGUGGAGACGAAGCAGUGGAAAGAGUUUGGGAGGACGGAAGUAAUUGACAACACCUUGAACCCAGAUUUUGUCCAAAAGUACAUCCUCGACUAUUUCUUUGAGGAGAAGCAGAACCUACGCUUUGACUUAUAUGAUGUUGACUCCAAAAGUCCAGAUCUGUCAAAACACCCCUCCGAAGUUCACGACUUCCUGGGUCAGAUAUACUGCACCCUGGGGGAGAUCGUUGGGUCUUCUGGCAGCCGUCUGGAGAAGCCUCUGGGAGGGAUCCCUGGGAAAAAGUGUGGCACCAUCAUUCUCACGGCAGAGGAGCUGGACAACUGCAGGGACUGUGCUACAAUGCAAUUCUGCGCCAACAAGCUGGACAAGAAGGACUUCUUCGGCAAGUCGGACCCCUUCAUGGUCUUCUACAGAAGCAACGAGGAUGGGACGUUCACCAUCUGCCACAAGACAGAAGUGGUGAAGAACACGCUGAACCCUGUAUGGCAGCCCUUCUCCAUCCCUGUCCGAGCCCUGUGCAAUGGUGACUAUGAUAGGUCCAUCAAGGUGGAAGUGUAUGACUGGGACCGGGAUGGAAGUCAUGACUUCAUUGGCGAAUUCACCACCAGCUAUCGAGAGCUGGCCCGAGGCCAGAGCCAGUUCACUGUGUACGAGGUGGUGAAUCCCAAAAAGAAGUUAAAGAAAAGGAAAUACAUAAAUUCCGGAACAGUGACCCUGCUGUCGUUCUCAGUGGAGUCAGAAUACACCUUUCUGGACUACAUCAAGGGAGGGACACAAAUCCAUUUCACCGUGGCAAUUGACUUUACCGCUUCCAACGGAAAUCCCUCCCAGUCCACGUCGCUGCACUACAUGAACCCGUACCAGAUGAAUGCCUACGCGAUGGCCCUCAAGGCCGUGGGCGAGAUCAUCCAGGACUACGACAGCGACAAGAUGUUUCCAGCGUUGGGUUUCGGAGCCAAGCUGCCCCCAGAUGGACGGGUGUCCCAUGAGUUUCCCCUGAAUGGCAAUGUUGAUAACCCUUACUGCAAUGGCAUGGAGGGAAUUCUGGAGGCCUAUCAUCAGAGUCUGAAGACGGUUCAGCUUUACGGACCCACCAACUUCGCUCCAGUCGUCAACCACGUGGCCAGGUAUGCGGAGGCCGUGCAGGACGGCUCGCAGUACUUCGUCCUUCUCAUCAUCACGGACGGCGUCAUAUCGGACAUGGCCCAGACCAAGGAGGCCAUCGUGAACGCCGCUAAGCUGCCCAUGUCCAUCAUCAUUGUUGGGGUGGGACAGGCGGAGUUUGACGCCAUGGUGGAGCUGGACGGGGAUGAAAUCAGGAUUUCUUCACGAGGGAAACUGGCGGAGCGGGACAUCGUCCAGUUUGUGCCCUUUCGGGACUAUAUGGACCGCACAGGAAACCACGUGCUCAGCAUGGCUCGGUUGGCCAAAGACGUGUUGGCUGAGAUCCCGGAGCAGUUCAUCUCCUACAUGAAGUCCCGGGCCAUCAAGCCCAACCAGGACCCGCAACCCUGCAAGUCCAAGGAUCCUGCCCUGCACACUCAGAUCUGAGCAGCCGCCAUCAAUGUGGGAACCUCAAACCUGGGGAAGCACUCAAGUGAUGGAACUCGGAGACUUUCCAAGAAGCCAUUUGGGACUUUUGUUGUUCCUUUCUGAACUGGAAGAACAGACUGAUUAUCUGAGAAAUCGGGCAUUUGGAGACACACGUGAGGUGAGGUGAGGUGAGGUAAGGUGAGGUGAGGUGAAGUGACGGCCAGGAGAAGAGCAGAGCUGCCCAGUGGUGUGAAGUGGCUCUCAGCACCCGGUGAUCCAGUUGUCCUGGAACAAGCACCUUUGUGUGGCUUCUAGAUGCUUCUUGGAACAGUGUCUUUCUGGCCAGAGAUUUUUACCUGAGUAUUUGUAGCAUUCUGAAGCUGUUUGAUGUAUGGAAAUGACGUAGAAUCCUCAGUAACCAUUUCUGUUGUUUUUGAGCUUGUCAGUGACAUUUCCGUUUCUUGCAUGGAAUAAUGGAGCAGGGCUGGGCCUCCUUCUUUGCCCUGUGGGGUGGUUGUGUUGCCAAUGGGGCCCUCCCUGGUGCCCCUUUCACCGUGUUGUGAUUUGUAUUGAUGAGCAGAAGUCAUGAUGGCAAAUCGAGAAGCACAAAUUUACACGAGGAUCAGAAAUAUCGCAGGACAUCAACCGUGUCAGCAUGGAUUACAGCAGCCACUACUGUAACCUUAUUCAUUAUUAAUUUCCAUUGAUCAUUUCGAUCUAACUGAAAACCUGCACUAAUAUUAGCGCAGAGUUAGAGUGACCCUCAAUCAUUCUAGCUUCAUUCAGCUUCCAACCAUUACAUAAAUUGGGUUCUCCAGCUUUCGUCGGUCAUGUUUUAGAUAUCAUCACCAGGUCAGCAGGUUAUUUCAGACAUCAUCAGCAGGUCAGAGGGACAAUCUGGAAGAAGUGCCUCUUUUUUUCAAAUGACUACAGUUGUUCUUUCACUCUCUUUUGGACUUGAUGCUGGUUUUCUCAGUGCUUUUCUCAUCUACAUCCCAAAACCAGCUUUCCUGACCAGCAUUUCAGGGGUUGACUAUGAGCUCAUUUGGUAGCUAAUGGACUGUAUGGAGUGAGCAGAUCAAUAAAUGAAGCACAGCACAGACGCCACCACAGUUACACUGGAUUCUCUGCACAGAGAUGAUUUUACUGAACUGAACAAUUUUUAGUUGAUUCAAAGUACACCUUGAACACCAUCAAACUCUCCUGUUAUUAUUAGAGGCUGCUGCACAUUUGGCCUUGAAAUUACCUUAAAACAGGUGAGCAUUUUAUUCCCAAGAGCACACAAAUCUCAUGGGGAUGCUUACCUGAGGCUCGAAGUUGGGUGUAAUGAAACACCAACUACCCCUUUUUUUCCAUUAUUGUGACUCUUUAGCUGAUUUAAUCCACCGUGACUUAAAAUAAAUCUUUUUACACAGCUGUAGUGGCUCCUCAAUUUACGGACACAACUUGGAUGGAAAGACUGUAACUUGUUUUGUUUCUAACUCCAAAGUCACUUUCUGCCACUGAGUUGCAAGUAAUGAAAUACUUUAAUACCUUUAUUUUAAUACUUUUAUUAAAUUCAGCCUAAAUGAAAACUAAAAGUGAUCAAAACUAACUGAAAAUUGAAAUUUCGUCUCCACAAACUCCUAUUCAGUGCCGACUGUUGACCAGUUCAUCCCUCAUCUUGUUAUUGAUCAUCUACAUGAGCCACUAGUUGUAAACACGGUGGAAGCAAGAUGAAUUAAGGCAGAUUCAUUUUCCUGUUCUGUUUUCGUACUCUAAUAUUUAAAAAUCAUUAUGUGCAAAUUAUCUGUAAUUCACAUAUUUAUAAUGCAAGGAGUCUGUGUAUAUUUUACUUGUGUUUCAUCUCACAUCUUGCAUGCAGAGCAAACUUUCAACUAGAAAUCAUUAGGAAAAACAGGUUAUCUUUGUUUCAUCAUCCGUGAUUUGCCAAUUGACCCAUCUACUAAACCAGUAGGGAAAGGGCAGCUUUGCAAAACAGGAGAAGUCAGGACACUGCAGGGUUGGAGCAUCAUUACCAGCAUGUAUCUGUGUGUCCACCUGGACCUUAUAAAACUGGGUACAAUCUGGCCAGCACAUGGACCCAGCCUUCUGCAUGGUUAGACUUGGUUUCUGAUUUCACUUCAUCUGAAUUCCAUCAACUGUGAAUUUCAUCAGAAAUGAAUGUUAUUAAGUGUUAAACUCUCUAAGUGUUUUUUUCUUUGAGAAUCAUGACAGGUGUCCACAAGGCAGUUGGCGACUAUGAGAGUCGACUAACUGAAGUGGCUUGAGUAUGAUGAGCUCCCUUUGGUGUUGACCGAUCCCCCAGCUCCGGUCAGCACGGAUCUGCGUUGUCACAAGAAUUUACACCUGAGCCUUGUUCACUACUGUUCCUGAACAGGCUAAGAAAGGACCUCUUUUUUCUGCAUCCUUCGUACAAAAAAAUCUGGAUCACUUCCUGUAUAUUUCAGGGAUUGUUUUUGUUGUGGCUUAAUGUUCAUCAUUCAGGACCUGUAAAACUGAUCCCACUAAAAACACAAACAGUUCUCUCCAGUUGGAUUUCCCUCACUGAGGAGAGCAGCUCAUUUCCUGAAGGACGCACACGGCCGUACACUCAUCCUUAGGUACUUGUACACUUGGUAAUUCAUUGAACGAUACACUGGUUGUAUGGCCGGUUGAUCAGUCCAUCAUAAAUACAGCAUGUUUGGUUCUUCAACCUCUAGUCACCUUCUACUCUCAGGGCCCAUGUUUUCAUCCAUCCGUCUUUUCACCAUGAUGUUAAAUUUAUGCUGUUGCCUGAAAACAGCUUAUUUCUUUGGUCACUAAAAGCAUCGUACAUUUGUAAAGCUGGAGGUUUAUUACUGAAUGACUGCACAAAAACCCAGUAAUGAGAGCAUCAACAAUUCACCUCAUUUCUGUACAUUUCUCUACAGACCCUACUUGCAUCAUGCUUCCUCCAAACCAUUAAUAUUGUGAAAAAACCAUAGACCAGUUCAGAAUUCCAGCUCUGUGACUACAGUUUCACAUGAUUGCUUCAAUUGCAGUGGUGGUUCUUAGGUUCAGUCCCUCUUGUGUGUGAGCUGGAUACUUUGAGCUGUGCCUGACAGUCUUUGACCAACCACGCCAGCAGUGUUCGGUUUUGCCACUUACUCUUUUGGGGGAACUCCAGUUGUUUUUUCUAUCCAUGCUAAGCUACGAUCAGGAUUUUUCUAUUCCUAGGAGAAGAAUGAAUGUAUUCUGGAUCAUCCUCUCAGAUAGCCUAGAGUAAUGGCGGAGGAGGCCAUUAGGAUACGGAUUGUCCCCCAAAGACCCCCGUGUGUCCAUCACGCGGUCCAAAGGGUAGCCUUGUUAUGCAUCCUAAAGAAUGGGGAAUAUUGACAGAAUGCGUGUAAAUAGGCGUGUGAACCAACGGUGUCAACUCCAAUUGUCACAUUAGUUCAGCAUCAGGAUCAGCAACUCAAAGUGUCUAAUCAGUCAGCUAGGAGCAGGAGGGACAUGAUAGCUGUGUUCGGUCACAGUUUUCUGGUGGAAUAGAAUUGUGUGUUUGUCACACAUAUUAAUGCUGGUGGAACAGGCUGAAAGAUGGCAAGUAGGACUAUGUUGACAGAUGAGCCCUGACCUUCUUCCAUGUUGAACCUCACAGCAUGCUGAACAUCUUCUGGUUUUUGUAGGCUGAAAGAAGCAUGGAAACAACCAGGGAGAUUGUGAGGUAUUUGCUGCUUUGCACAAGUGUUUGCUCAUUUUUCAAAUCAUAAUACCCAGUAUCAAAGAGGCUAUUUUGCAAAUUUUGCUGAAUUUUAAAAACCUACUCAUGCAUUUCAAAAUGUACUGGUGGUGAAGAAUGAUAUCGAAAGCCAAUAGAUAUGAUUCACUCCAUAGAGGACAUGACCAUUUCUCCAUGACCCACAGGACCUUUUUUGUCUUCAUUUUUAUCAGUAAACUUUAGGCCAGCGGGGGACAAUGCGGGCAGAAGGGCCCUGCAGAUGUUCAGACAGAGGAAUAAAGUCUGACAUCUCUCUGGAUUCUUCUCAAAGACCCAGUGCAAACGUUUCCUCCAACAGACUACUCAGAUACUUGCAAGUAGGAGGGAGCUACAGAAGUUGUGCAAUUUGAGCACAGAGCAGUAAUUCGGCCACAUUUCUCGAACCGCCGCAUAGGGGCCCUUGUACCGUGAUGUGUUUGUAAGGUGACAGUUCUUGACAGUUUCUUCUACUUGGCCUUGGAGGUAGAAGCUCUGUCCUUCCUCCUUUACACACUGUAGCUGUCAGUGAUGAGGCGUUAGUUUGUUUAGCUAAAAGUAGAGCCAGCAGUGGUAUACUCUGAUUUUAACACCUUUACUUUUGUGGCUGUGAAAAAAGACAAGCCCCAUACCCUAUUGUUCCACACGACCUGCCCUACACAUUCCACACUUGUUAGAGGACUUCUCACAUAUAACAAAUAUGUGGUCUGGGUGUGUCAUCACCACACAUGUGUACCCUGCCCUCUGCACUCUCGCUCUCACUCUGUCUGACUGGUUUCUUCUACCCACCCAGCAUGUGGCUACCAGUUCUGGUUUUACAACUUUCCUUCUUUCUCCUCUUUCUCUUGGACUCUAAUUUGCAUGAUAAUUUUUUCAGAAAGAAGUUGUUGUAAAUGAUUAUUGUUUUA
Scleropages formosus (Asian bonytongue) is the source of this 6781-nucleotide messenger RNA. Its product is annotated as copine-8-like. Bases 134 to 2173 code for a protein of 679 amino acids. Gene Ontology annotation, biological process: cellular response to calcium ion. Gene Ontology annotation, molecular function: calcium-dependent phospholipid binding. The record is from RefSeq and is a predicted model, not a curated record. Lineage: Eukaryota; Metazoa; Chordata; Actinopteri; Osteoglossiformes; Osteoglossidae. Gene Ontology annotation, cellular component: plasma membrane. The transcript is spliced from 21 exons.